Messenger RNA from Stereum hirsutum FP-91666 SS1, 2613 nucleotides. RefSeq lists its product as uncharacterized. Lineage: Eukaryota; Fungi; Basidiomycota; Agaricomycetes; Russulales; Stereaceae. The record is from RefSeq and is a predicted model, not a curated record. The transcript has 10 exons. The coding region runs from base 319 to 2613 and encodes 764 amino acids.
UCGACCUCGCCGUGGUGCUUCAGAAGGAUCUAUUUUUUCCGGCCCGACUGGGGAUUUUGCUCAACGGCGUCUUGUCGGUCGACGAUCCCCUUCACCUGAACCCGACCCUCUUGCACAAGUUCACUGUGUGUGGUCAGCUGUACCAGUGUUCGACGCUCCGCAUCAACCCACUCUAGCUACUACGUCGUUCCCACGGGCUGUAGUAUAUCGGUCUUAUUACCAUACUACUAUAAACUCGUCCACCAUGAAGCGUGGUCAGAUCGACCUUACAUACCGGAGACCGUUCCCAUCCCCGCUACAAUUGUACAUAAGCCAGCUAUGGUAGCACCUUAUACGCCCAAGAAAGACGGUCCCAAAGUCACCCAAAAGAAGAUCGACCAUAUUUUUGCGGAAUACAAGCCGGUCUUCGAUGACCUGUCCGUCCAUCGACUAUCUGAUCACUACAGUGGCGGCGAAGGAUCACUGUUCAUGUAUGAUGCGUUAGAGUUGGAUGCUGAAGCCCUUAAUCAUCGGGUCGCUAGUACCUUCGUCCAGGGUCAGAUCACGGUACUCAACGGUAGUUCGGGAAGCGGAAAGAGUCUUACGUGUGCAAAAGGCCUUUUGAAAUUUGGCGGCAUCCCUUUAACCUGUCCGAUUGGAGCAUACGGUGCGUUGUCCGACGAAGCCAACGCGGGCCGUGGCUCUCAUGACAUGCGGGCCGCGGUAGAGCACCUGGAACAGCGGAGCCAAUUCAAGCAGAUCACCGCCGAUCCUGACCAGGAAGCUACUAACCGUCGUCUUGUCAAGGAAUCCUGCAUGUGCCUGCUUGCUAGUCACCUCUUGGUCAUACGCAAAAUUCUUUGCAGCCAACCGCACGACCUGUCUUGCGAGAAGCGGAAGCAGGAAUGUGGUAUUUUUCAGCUGGAUCCGAUGUUCUUUCGCCCGACUCCGGGGGGCCAGGACAUUUUUCAGCGUCUAUUCAAAGUGCUCCGACGUGCCCCAUACGACGUCGUCGAGGCCUUCGUGGAGAAUGACUGGGAGUAUGUCGAUUGUCACCACCCGGAUGUCGUCAAGGACUUUUCGCUGUGGGUUGACGAGGCACAGGCCUUUGCAUCUAAGUUCGACUCUAGCGCGCACUUUCUCUCCGCCGAGUCCACCACCAAGCCCAAACAGCCUCGACCGCUUCUGACCCCGAUGGUAGAAAUCUUCAUGGGGCGCAGAAUAUUCAAAAGAUGUGUGAUCUCUGGGCUCAGUCUGUCGCCGAAAAUCUUCGAUGUCGCCCUGCAGUCUACGACGGCUCGUUUGAACUCGCGUAUCGUGGAACUCACUAUGUCAGACGGAUUUUUGGACAAGGCGGAGCAACGGCGCUAUAUAGUACACAAACUCCGGCCCUGGGCUGACGAGAUGGGUAUUUCCGAGGAAUCCUUCGACUACCUCGUCCUUCGUAUGACCCUCAUACUUCGUGGUCGAUAUCGGCUCACGGCGUGUUGUUGCGAACUGAUUUUGCGCACAGGAACGAAAUCUCCUCACCGAUUUCUUACCGCAUAUGUUCUGGCACUGGGAAACUUUUUUCUUACGGAUGGUGGAAAGUUUGAGUCUGCUGAGUCUGCCCUAUCAAAGAGAGAGGAAGACGCGAUAAACGCUACCGGCCAAAUAAUCGACUGGGACAUGUUCGAGGCGUUCGAUCAGGACACCAAACGUCGUGUUUUCGAGAUGGUGACACGCUUUCUUAUGCAAGGUCUGUAUACUGCACUGGACGGCAAUCAGAGGAAGUUAAUCGAGGUCGGCAUUGGCCAUCUCACCGUCGCCAAGAGCAUCUCCCCCCGCGUUGUCCCCGAAGGGCCAGUGAUCUCCACCAACAAUGCUGCCCCCGACGACGGAAACCUCUAUCAAUUUCACAAGGAAGUUGCGUUUCUGGCGAAUCUUCGAGUCCAGCUCGUCGCUAUGUUUAAAGGGCCAGAUGGCAAGUGGCGCGCCACCCAAGCUGGUCCCGGUUUCGGACCUUCCCCCCAGAUGGGCUAUAAGGUAAACUCCCCCAAGGAAUUCCUCAAGCAUUUGGAUGAUGGUGGGGCAACAUGCAUCGUCAAUCCCGACAUUUAUCAUGGCGGAGAUCACAUCAGGUGGUACAAGGUCUUAGGGAGCAAGCACUAUAUCAUGGUCGUGGACCAAGCCAAGCUCUCCGCCGGGAAGGAUGGCGAAUUUCGGCCGGAAAUGUUGACGAAGGCUCUGCGAGCUAACAAUCCCAGAAGAUACUACAGAACCAAGGGUUCAUCAAAGAAGAGGAAGUGGCUCGUCAAGGAGGGCAAGGAGAUCCUCGAAUGUCUUAAGGAGAUGCGGAACGCAGAAGACAUCGAUUCGAACAACACCUAUGACCCGUCCGUUCUGCCACCAGAGCUCACAGAGGAGAAUUUCCCCCAUACCAUCUGUGGUUUUUCACUCGCAGGAUCGGCCCAGCCUCCCGCCUGGUUCGUAUCUGAGAUGCACAGACGCUUGAACUGUCCCGGCCAGGUUCCAGCUUUGAUGUUGAAUAAGCCGUUCGAAAAGCACCUUGGCCCGUCUUGGCGGUUUGCGACCACCGCCCAGAACGAGCCCGUCCGUCCGUUGGGGAGAAUGGAGGGGAGCGCUACUGCCUAG